Messenger RNA from Pteropus alecto (black flying fox), 1254 nucleotides. RefSeq names its product NADH:ubiquinone oxidoreductase subunit A5 (gene NDUFA5). Lineage: Eukaryota; Metazoa; Chordata; Mammalia; Chiroptera; Pteropodidae. The transcript has 5 exons. The record is from RefSeq and is a predicted model, not a curated record. The coding region runs from base 90 to 440 and encodes 116 amino acids. Gene Ontology annotation, biological process: respiratory electron transport chain.
GGCGACUGAGCGGCGGCCUCGGUGGUGGAUUGAGCGGGUCUGAACGAGGUUCCCAGAGGGCUGCGCGAACUCGGCGAGUGGACGCUGUCAUGGCGGGCUUGCUGAAGAAGACCACUGGCCUUGUGGGGUUGGCUGUAUGUGAGAGUCCACACGAGAGGCUAAGAAUAUUAUACACAAAGACUCUUGAUGUUCUUGAGCAAAUUCCUAAAAAUGCAGCAUAUAGAAAGUAUACGGAACAGAUUACAAAUGAGAAGCUGGCUAUGGUUAAAGCGGAAUCAGAUGUUAAAAGAUUAGAAGACCAACUUCAGAGUGGCCAAAUAGAAGAGGCGAUUCUUCAGGCUGAAAAUGAACUAAGUCUGGCGAGAAAAAUGAUACAGUGGAAGCCGUGGGAGCCUUUAGUGGAAGAGCCUCCUGCCAACCAGUGGAAAUGGCCGAUAUAAUCAUCAUUAAAUGACUUGUGUGUUGACAGGAAGCUGAUGUAAUUAAAUGUCCUAUUAUAUCAAAAGUUUCCAUAUUAUUUAUAUCUUAUCAAGAAAACUGACAUAGAACAUAUUUAGGAGACUUUUUAAAAUUAGUAAUUAUGUAGUAGAGACUUAUGAUAUCAGUUUUUAGUUUGUAAAGCAUUUAAAUUAUUUCGAAGAUUUUUUUUUUUUUUAAAUAGAAGUUGUCGGACAAUUUGAAAGUUAAUUGGAAAAAUUUCUAUAGAUUUCAAUGCAGAGGCCAUGUUUGAAAGGUCAAAUAUUCUUAGUAGUAUCUUAUCAUUUAAUUAUUUUUAAUUCCGAUAAACCUAGAAAAGGUCUUUAAUUAUUGUUACUGCUUAAACAAAUUUAUAGGUCAUUGUUUAAAAUGAAGUAGUAACAGUAAAAACCAUCAAAUUAAAAUUUAUUGUAUAGUUGAGGAAAUUGGCUUGAUAUUUGAGAGAUUUCUUAUUUAUAGUGGUAGUUGGAAAAACUUUUUCUUUCGUCUCAUUUAAGGCAGUUGGCUUUCUAGCCCUUAGCCUUUAGUUUUCUUGAUUAACCAAACUACAUCAGGAAAGAGAAUUUCUGUAAACGAAGAGAUAAAAGUUCCUAAAGUUUAUCUAGCAGACAUCUUAGUCGUAUAGUUAUAACUUCAAAGCGGAAUCACUAAAUAGUCUUCACUGAGUUUCCAGUGUGAGUGCAGAAGGGUUAAACAAAGAUAAGUGCUGUUUAAGCAAAGAAGCAGUUGACAAGCUUAAGGUUAAACAAAAAUAAAAUUACUUUUCGUGUGUCCUCA